Archocentrus centrarchus (flier cichlid) is the source of this 4247-nucleotide messenger RNA. RefSeq names its product ecotropic viral integration site 5b (gene evi5b). Gene Ontology annotation, biological process: regulation of GTPase activity. NCBI's taxonomy places the organism in Eukaryota, Metazoa, Chordata, Actinopteri, Cichliformes, Cichlidae. The record is from RefSeq and is a predicted model, not a curated record. Gene Ontology annotation, molecular function: GTPase activator activity; small GTPase binding. The transcript has 20 exons. Bases 352 to 2802 code for a protein of 816 amino acids.
CGGUAGGCCGCCGCCGUCGGUCCCAGCUCCGCAGAUAUUUGUGUACACGUAUCACGGCUGCCUGGGCUGGACCGAAGAGUCAAUGGGAACGAGCUAACUUAUCGCUGGCUAGCUUUCAAGUGGAAACCGAUCUCGGCUUUCUUGGGUAACAUUUAUGUACUCGGCUGAAGUGAGUGAAAAGCUGCCGUUUUCUCAUAGUAGCGGGACUAGCACACUUUCGUGCAUGGGAAACAGGCGACGUCUGCUGCGGGUGGCUAAAAACGCUUCAAGGUGGCGACAGACAAAGUUGCUGGUAAGCUGAGUUCUACUCUCUCAUGGGUGAAGAACUCUGUGUCCCAUACGGUCAGUCAGAUGGCUAGCCAGGUGGCCACGCCCACAUCCCUGCAGACCACUGCGACCUCCUCCUCCACCUCUCUGUCCUCGCCUGCCCUCUCCCCGUCCUCGCCGGUCCAGCUCAGUCCCGAUGAUGUGGAGCUGCUCGCCAAGCUCGAGGAGCAGAACAGGCUGCUGGAAACGGACAGCAAGUCGCUGCGCUCCAUGAAUGGCUCCAGGCGAAACAGCGGCUCGUCCCUGGUGUCCAGCUCCUCCGCCUCCUCCAACCUCUCCCACCUGGAGGAGGACUCGUGGAUCCUGUGGGGACGAAUUGUCAAUGAAUGGGAGGAUGUGCGCAAGAAGAAAGAAAAGCAGCUUAAGGAUCUCGUCAGAAAAGGGAUUCCUCAUCACUUUCGCGCAAUAGUGUGGCAGCUGUUGUGCAAUGCCCAGAACAUGCCCAUCAAGGAUCAGUACUCAGAAUUAUUAAAGAUGACGUCACCCUGCGAGAAGCUCAUACGCAGAGACAUCGCUCGCACUUAUCCUGAACACGAGUUCUUCAAGGAGAAAGACAGCUUAGGGCAGGAAGUGCUCUUCAAUGUCAUGAAGGCGUACUCUCUGGUGGACCGUGAGGUCGGCUAUUGUCAGGGCAGUGCUUUCAUUGUGGGACUGCUGCUCAUGCAGAUGCCAGAAGAGGAAGCGUUCUGUGUGUUUGUAAAGCUGAUGCAGGACUACAGAUUACGAGAACUCUUCAAACCCAGCAUGGCUGAGCUGGGACUCUGCAUGUACCAGUUUGAGUGCAUGAUUCAGGAGCAACUCCCAGAGCUUCAUAUACAUUUCCAAGCUCAGAGCUUUCAUACCUCCAUGUAUGCCUCCUCCUGGUUCCUCACCAUCUUCCUCACCUCCUUCCCUUUGCAUGUUGCCACAAGGAUCUUCGACAUCUUCAUGUGUGAGGGUCUGGAGAUCGUUUUCCGUGUGGGGCUGGCCAUCCUGCAGAUGAACCAGGCUGAGCUCAUCCAGCUCGACAUGGAGGGAAUGUUACAGCACUUUCAGAAGGUCAUCCCACACCAGCUCGACAGUGGACCAGAUAAGGUCAUCCAGGCUGCUUAUCAAGUUAAAUACAACGCCAAGAAGAUGAAAAAGUUGGAAAAAGAAUACACUACAAUCAAAACAAAAGAGAUGGAGGAACAGGUGGAGAUAAAGAGGCUGCGCACAGAGAACAGGCUUCUGAAGCAGAGGAUAGACACACUAGAGAAAGAAAGCGCUUCCUUGGCAGAUAGAUUGAUCCAGGGACAAGUGACUCGAGCUCAAGAGGCAGAGGAAAACUACCUGAUCAAACGGGAGCUGGCCACGGUCAAACAGCAGAGCGAGGAGGCCGGUGCUCAGCUGGAGCAGGCCAAGAAAACCAUCUGGCAGCUUCAGCAGCAGCAGCAGCCACAAGCGAAGGGACCCCCACGCUUCUCUGAGGAGUCCAUCCUGCAGCUGGAGAAGGAGCUCGUGCAGGCCCGGCUGAAGGAGGCAGAGUCCCAGUGCGCACUCAAGGAAAUGCAAGACAAGAUUCUCGAUAUGGAAAAAAGGAACACUUCACUACCAGAUGACACCAAUGUGGCGCGACUGCAAGAAGAGCUGAUCGGGGUGAAGCUGAGGGAAGCGGAGGCUGUGACCGGACUGAAAGAGCUGAGGCAGCAGGUCAGAGAUCUGGAGGAGCACUGGCAGCGUCACUUGGCCCGCACCGCCAGCCGCUGGAAGGACAGUCCCAAGAAGAACACCCUGAGCGAGCUGCAGGACGAGCUGAUGAGCGUGAGGCUCCGCGAGGCCGAGGCCCAGGCAGAGCUCCGAGAGAUGCGGCAAAGGAUGCUGGAGCUGGAGACGCAGAAUCAGAUUCACAGUAACCAGCUGCGGCGGGCGGAGCAGGAGAGUCGCUCUCAGGAGGAGCGCGUGCAGAAACUGACAGCACAAAACAAGGAUCUGAAUGUGCAGCUGCAAGAAAUCAAGAGGAGACAAGCUGAGAUUGAAUGCAAGAGCAAAGAAGAGGUGAUGGCAGUGAGGCUGAGGGAAGCUGACAACAUUGCUGCCAUGGCUGAACUCCAGCAACAGAUCUCUGAGCUCGAGAUUCAGAAAGAAGAAGGAAAGGUCCAAGGACAGCUGAACCACACGGACUCGAGCCAGUACAUCCGCGACCUCAAAGACCAGAUAGCAGAGCUACAGCACGAGAUUCGCUGCUUAAAAGGACAGAGGGGGGGCUUGUCCAGUCAGCCCGCUUUUGAUGGGAUCCACAUCGUCAAUCACUACGGGGCGGAUGACGAGUCUUACCAGUCUUCAGAUGACGAUGGGGUCAAGAUCUCCACCCUGCAGGUCCCCCAGCAGAGGAGCCGUAUCAAACUACACCCCAAACUCGAGGACAGCGACAGCGAUGAAGAGGAGGAGGAGGACGGAGAGGCCCUGCGGCUCUCCGUUCCUCAGAGCAGCAGCCACAAGACCACCGCCGUGUGAGCAGCACCCCCCCCCCCCCCCCCGGAGGCUGUCAGCACUAACUGUGGAGGAGAGGCUCAUCCAGCACCAUUUCAGAGAAACAAAGAAAUGCAUCAUCAUCAUCAUCAUCAUCAUCAUUUCAUAUCCUGAGAAUCAAACGUGGAUUUCAUUUGUUUACAUUUUGUUGAGGGCAGCGAGCAGGUCAGUCUGGACCUCAGAAUGAAAUCAUGAAGCAUCAGAGACUCUGCUGGGCCGCCAGGCCUGACGGGGUGGGGGGCUCUGUCACACCUGACCCCUCCUGGAGGUACAACACAGUGAGAGAGACUGUGCAAUAAAACACUCUAUAUUACACACUUCAUGUUUUUAUAUUUUAAAGCAUUUUAUACAUGAACAGAAAUGUGUCCAUGCCGUUACUACUAAGUGUCCAUCAUGCAGAGUCGUGUGUGUGUGUGUGUGUGUGUGUGUGUGUGUGUGUGUGUGUGUGUGUGUGUGUGUGUGUGUGUGUGUGUGUGUAUAAAUAUCUAUAUUUCUAAUGUGUUGGUGGUCAGAGCCUGGUAUCAAAGUGCUUCUAUCAGCCAGCGAUGACUUUUUGGCCUUAACACGUGCCGCACGCCUUUUAAGGUCAAUGUGACAUACGUGUAGAUAUGUAAAUGUGUAUCAUGUUAUUCCUUUUGAACUUGAAAAUAUGUAUCUAUUGCAUAUCUGAUGUUUUGAAUAUAUUGUACAUUUGAGAAUAAAGGGACGUAUAAUUUAGAGUAAAACAUAACAAAUCCUGCUUUAGGGCGGUGAACUCCUGGUAGAAUAUUAACCAAUCACCACCUGUUAGAAGCCUUCAGCUCUGUUUUCAAAGCAGCCAGCAUGAAUAAUAAUAAUAAUAAUAAUAAUGAUAGGUGCAGAUGGGGACAGGCUUAUUUCUUAGCUACUGUUGCUGUUGUAACAAGAAAGCAGCAUGAUCUUACUUUCAUGAUGAGGUAAAAGGAGAAAGUUGCUCCUGCGUGCACCACAUCUGCUGAUGACUCAGACCUGAAUGAUGCCUCUCAUCUGUUCUGCUGUCACUAACCUGCACAGAAUGGAUGAAGCUGAAAUAAAAGAGCACUUAACACAACCUGGCAACCAAUCAGGACUGGCAACACGUUACCAAAGCGAGGUGUGUGUUCUGGAUCCGUGAGCAGCUCCGUCUCAGCCCCGGACGUGCAUUUCUGCAAAUGACCUGAACACUAAAUUCUGUAUGAAUCCAGGAGGCCGGCAGAGAGUGUGACUCUGAGCAGGUGGUGAUGAUGAUGCUAAAGUCCCUUUGGUGAUCGAACAGGAGAGGAACACAUUAUGGCACUUUUUGAGUGUGCAGUGCAGUAAGGACACACACUAUGAUGCAGUCAGCACUCUGCAAACUAAAUGAGAUUGUUUUAUGUGUGUGUUUGUGUGAGAGUGUGCGUGAGAGAUGAAUUCACAAUAAAAAUGUCUGAUAA